This is a messenger RNA of Volvox carteri f. nagariensis, 2873 nucleotides long. RefSeq lists its product as uncharacterized. The record is from RefSeq and is a predicted model, not a curated record. The coding region runs from base 93 to 2873 and encodes 926 amino acids. Gene Ontology annotation, molecular function: GTPase activity. The transcript has 16 exons. Lineage: Eukaryota; Viridiplantae; Chlorophyta; Chlorophyceae; Chlamydomonadales; Volvocaceae.
CUGAGAACUAUGCACGCUUGGGAACCGUCGCCGAUGGAAAAGACCAAGGCUCCAACUGAAGGUUGUGCAACUUUUCAGAAAUAACAGUAAGAAUGUUGCAGCUCCCGGGCUCUUUCGCGCUGCGUCCUGAACCUUGUCUCUUACGGACGGCUUUGUUUCUGCGGAGGAGGCGCUUGCUUGUCGUAACGGCGUCUGCAGCUGCGUCUGGUGCCAAAUGGAGGAGUGCCGAUGCAUUCCGGCUUUACAUUUUAUAUCCCCAGUGCCUUGGUGUCAUGCUGGAUACCUCUGCUGGCUUCUCGGGGCCUUUGCGCUGUGCACCAGUUUGGGCAACGUCACGGAAUACCGACGGCCACCAGGCAGCAAAGAUGGAGGUUAAUUGCCUUGAUAUGCCCAGGAAGGCAGAUGCCAGAGAUUUGCCAAAGCAGCUUGCUCCCAAGGUGACUGGUAGCAGCCGCAUGUCAGAGCAGGAGCGUGUUGCACGUAAAGCGGCUCGGUUGGCGGACAGGUCCUCAACAGCUGCACGUAACAGGGAAGGCUGCUGCUACGGCUGCGGCGCAAUUCUGCAGACGGAGGUGUCUCGAGGGGCUGGGUACGUGGCCCCUGAAAAGUACGCAGUGCGGAAGCAGCGUCGGCAGCUGGACAAGGUGCUGUGCCAGCGCUGCAGUGAUUUGUGCAAUGGCGCUAUGAUUCCGGCGGUGCAGGACUUUCCCCAGAAGCUGCAGCUUCGUCAACUGGUGGGCGGUGCCACCACUUUUGAAGGAAUUGAAAGUGGAGACGGUAUUUUGGGUAGGGAGGGACUCAGAGACCAGUCAGUAAAGGUGGUGGGGCCGUCAGCAGGCGGAACAAGUAGCAAUGCAGUCGGGGCGGAUGCCAGCACCGCCAACCUGCUGGGAAAGGUACUGGUCAGCCCGGAGCAGCUCAGGGGACAACUAAAGACGUUGGCACUGCGUGCCGCGCUGGUGGUACUGCUGGUGGACCUCACGGAUGUGGCUGGCAGCCUCUUGACGCGGGUGCGGGAUAUGGUGGGGCGGAACCCCAUUGUGCUGGUGGGAACCAAGAUGGACCUGCUGCCGGAGGGCUGCCGGCCAAGUGAUGUGGCAGAGUGGCUGUCGGGUGCGGCGGCUACGAAAAAGCUCAACGUGGUUUCGGUGCACCUUGUUUCAAGCCAUACCCGGGACGGUAUGUCUGCUGCCGUGGCCGUGAUUUGCAGUGAGCGCAAGUCGCGCGAUGUGUACGUGGUGGGGGCUGCCAAUGUUGGCAAAAGUGCCUUUGUACGGGCGAUGCUGAAGGAGAUGGCUCGGACUGACCCGGCAGCCUUGGGCAUGGGCAAGUAUCUCCCUGUGGAGAGCGCAAUGCCGGGCACUACCCUUGGGCUCAUUCCGCUGAGGGCCUUUUCCAGCGGCGGGGUUUUGUUUGAUACCCCGGGCAUCCACCUCCAUCACCGCGUUCUGCACAUGCUGUCGCCGGCCGAGCUCAAGCUGCUGCACCCACGACGCCGGCUCUCUGCGUAUGUGCCACCCUUGCCAGUGGAGCUGACGGAAGGAGACAGCGAUGACGUGGGUGCUAAUGAGGUCGUGGCAACCAACCCGCCGGUCAGAGGACCGCCCAGUACAGCUCUUGUAUUCUACGGACCAACAACGCUGCGGGUGGUUGGGUUGCCGUACAUCCCGCCGGACAAGCAGCUCCAAGUUGACUACAGCGAUGGUAGCAGCAGCACCAAUGUGCUUGUGUGCACGGACUCUGUGGCCCUGCGAGGCGGGCUGCAGCCUAAGGACGUGGUGGUGCGAGCUAAUGGUGCCGCUGGAGUGGCUGCUUUGGCUGACGUAGUUAUUUCGGGCCUGCCUGGGUGGGUGUCUGUCUGCGCCCCGAAAGCCAAGCAAGAUGUAAGAUUGCGCAUUUGGGCUCCUCGUGGCGUGGAGGUAAUGCUGCGUCCUGCAAUGCCCUGCCGCCCGCUGCGUGCGCUGGAAGGGGCUGGGCGGGGCGAGCGGGGUCGUGGAAGCGCGGAGGCCAGCGAGGAGCCCGCUGCACUUUACGAGUGGUCUCGCGCGUUGGCAGAUGGAGUGAGUGAUCCCACCUCGAGCCCCGCCUGGUGGGAAGCCAUGGCGGCGCUCAAGGACGAGGACCUGCCUGGAUACAGCGUGGCUGCGGCCGCUGAGAGCAGCCGCAGUGGCAGGCUCCCCCGCACGGGUACCCGUGGACAAACGUUGAGGCCGCGGGCCGUCGCUGGCAUCAGUGCUGACGCUGACAGUGCUGACGGUGACGACGACCUGCCAGACUGGGAUGACGAAGCCGAGGUCCUGGAUGAUGACGGCGAUGAUGGCUCUGAUGUAGGAGGGGAUGACGAGGAGGGGGUGCUUAUCACGGCGCGCGUGGAGGACAUUUUGAAGCGACCCAGGUUGGAUAUCCUUAGCCAACUGGAUCUGGAGCUGGUCCCCGAUGAAGCAGAAGAAGUUGAGGACGACAUCGGCAGUUUUACAAUGAUGAAAUCAUUGGGCGGUCGCAGACGCCGCGACGGGCCCGCAGCCGACGGCAUGUGGGAUCCGUUGGGUAACGUCCCAUCUGUGACCAGUGCGGUCGUAUCGCCCGCUGUGCAGCUGCAACGAUCCGCUGGGGUUAUGCCGAGGCGCAAGUUGGCGACCACGCAGUUGGGAAGGCGCACGGCUGUGAGUCGGAGCAGCGAUGUGGCAACCGCGGGACGGGAGCGAGAUGCGGCUCCAGAAGCGCCAUGGGCUGAGGCAGAAGCAGAGCCUGACGAGGCACCAUCGGAGGGGCAGGGUUCUACUCCGCGGGGAACCCGUCUCCGCCUCGGCCGCAGGAGGAAAAUUGUCCGGGUAGCGGUGUCGGUGGAUGGUGCAGAGAGCGAAGUUUCGUAA